Molecule: messenger RNA, 486 nt
Organism: Octopus sinensis (East Asian common octopus)
Lineage: Eukaryota; Metazoa; Mollusca; Cephalopoda; Octopoda; Octopodidae
Exons: 1
Coding region: 1-486 (161 amino acids)
Source: RefSeq, a predicted model, not a curated record
AUGUUUGACAAAGUUAACGAAUUUUUGAUUGUUAAAGAUAUACCAAUAACGAAUAUAGUUGUCUAUGCAACUGAUGGAGCACCUUCCCUUAAUACAGUUAUUUCUUCUAUUAAUCUCAUCGAAGUGGGAAUCACUUCCCAGGACCGCCUGAAGCAGGUUGAAAAAUGCCAUAAAUACGAUAUAUUGGCAGGAGAGUUGUCCAUUCUUUACCACGCUCAAGUGAAAAUAAUUCCACUGGUUUUGACUUGGGACGGGCUUGUUUCCAAGUUUUAUAAGAACUACGUUGAAAAGUUGGCUAUCGAAGACGCAACUCAGUCUUAUAUACAGUCAGUUGUGUUAAAGAAAACACUGAUUGUUGAGCACAUGCAUGGGAUCAGAAUCACUGAUGAGAUAAAUUCAGCAAGUAGCCUCUUAAUUGAAGCAAGUCAUUCGUACGAAGAUAAUAUGGAGAAUGAGGGACUUCCUCCUCUAAAAGGAGGAGAUUAA